Molecule: messenger RNA, 450 nt
Organism: Penicillium expansum
Lineage: Eukaryota; Fungi; Ascomycota; Eurotiomycetes; Eurotiales; Aspergillaceae
Exons: 2
Coding region: 1-450 (149 amino acids)
Source: RefSeq, a predicted model, not a curated record
AUGAAGCCUAUCCCCAUUAUAGUGUGCGGCAAGUCUGCGCACGUCGCUGUUGGUGUGAAGGAAGGCAUCAGACCAACAUAUGAGGCGCUUCAUAUCAUUCAAUCUUUGGAAGCUGGGAUGAGGGACAUUCCAUCCCUUUUGGAAGGACUCGAUCCUCCUUCCAAGGAGUGGGCAAACCUUGGAACUCAGGAGUACGGGAAAAAGGUCGCAGCAGUCGUCGUUGGAGGUGGAUACAACGAUGCAGACUUCGAACAGCUACGAAAUACUGGCGAAGGGAAAAGCAGUAUACCGUGGCUGCGUCACGACAUAAGCAAGGAGAUCGACCCAAGGCAACCUAGGCCCAAAGCUGGGAUUGAGUAUGGCGAGCAGCUUGCAAAGAAGAUAGUCAAGUGCUUACAAGAUUUGGAAGAAGAUAAGAAGAUGGGAAAGGAUGGCGUAUAUUGGUUCUAG